AUGGAAGACCAGCGGUGUCCUCUGGAGGACUCUCAGAGAGAGUCGGACAAAGCAGCGGCUACCCCUGUCCCUGCCCUGGAAGAAGCAGGCACUCAGUCCAUGGACUCCCCGCAGACCGAGGAGCUCUUCGACCUCAUGGCCAGCUCCCAGAGCCGGAGGUUGGAUGACCAGUGGGCCAGUGUGGGGAAUCUUCCCGGCCUCCGCAUCACGCCCAACAACCUGGGUCACAUUCACAUGGACGGUGAGGCCCAGGAACCUGGCGAUGAUUUCUUCAAUGUGCUGAUAAAGUGCCAGCCCUCCCACCUGGAUGACCAGCGCUGUGUCCUGCCCCAUUCCACCCCCCGUGGCCCCACGGUGCCCGAUGAGGAUUUCUUCAGCCUCAUCCAGCGGGUCCAAGCCAAGCGCAUGGAUGAGCAGAGGGUGGACCUGGCCUCAGGCGAAGAAGACCAAGUGGAGGACUGAGCACCAGAUCGCCAGCAAAGGCCCAGCUUCAGUUAAGGCAGA
Molecule: messenger RNA, 504 nt
Organism: Thamnophis elegans (Western terrestrial garter snake)
Lineage: Eukaryota; Metazoa; Chordata; Lepidosauria; Squamata; Natricidae
Product: G-protein-signaling modulator 1-like
Exons: 3
Coding region: 1-462 (153 amino acids)
Molecular function (GO): GTPase regulator activity; protein binding
Source: RefSeq, a predicted model, not a curated record